Trichoplusia ni (cabbage looper) is the source of this 3132-nucleotide messenger RNA. RefSeq names its product motile sperm domain-containing protein 2-like. NCBI's taxonomy places the organism in Eukaryota, Metazoa, Arthropoda, Insecta, Lepidoptera, Noctuidae. The coding region runs from base 156 to 1520 and encodes 454 amino acids. The record is from RefSeq and is a predicted model, not a curated record. The transcript has a single exon.
CCUUCGUGAUUUGCUUCGACCAAUGACAUUUAAUCAUUUACCUACCUACUUGAAAAAAGUUGAUUCAUUCACUUGAGAUAUCAGUGUUAUUGAAAUUAAAAGAAAAAUCCGUGUAAAUAACAUAUAAAAAACCUAUGUUAUAUUAAAAACACAAAAUGGCAACGACGGCGGACGUGCGAUCGCUGUUUGAGGCGAAACUAAAAGAAACUCCAUCGGACUUCCAUCCAUCAGAUUUGGAACGAGCGAGAGACGACAAAUAUCUCAAAAGGGUGCUCCAACAUCAAGAACAUGACGCUAAAAGUGCGGCAGACAUGUUAUGGGACAUAUUAACAUGGAGAAAAUCUGUCGGCGCGAGCGAUAUCAACGAAUCAAACAUUCGCAUGGAUUAUGUGAACGAAGGUAUGUUUUUCCCCCGCGGCCGAGACGUCGACGGGUGUCUCCUACUCAUAUUCAAGGCUAAGAUGCAUGUCAAAGGUCAAAAAGACUACGAAGAGCUGAAAAAAAUCAUGAUUUACUGGUUCGAUCGAGUAGAACGCGAGGAGAAUGGGCAAAAAAUAACAAUGUUCUUCGACAUGGACGGGAGUGGUCUCGGGAAUAUGGAUAUGGAGCUCGUUAAGUAUUUAAUCACAUUAUUCAAACUUUAUUAUCCAUAUUUUCUUAACUAUAUCGUCAUAUAUCAUAUGCCUUGGGUCCUGUUAGCUCCCUUCAAAGUUGUCAAGACUCUUCUACCAGCAAAAGCUGUUGAAAAAAUGAAGUUUUUAACUAAAGAUUCGUUGAAGGAGAUUGUAGCGCCAGAACAAGCGUUAAACUGCUGGGGAGGUAAAGAUAACUACGUAUUUGAGUUUAUUCCGGAGAAUAAAUCAAAUUCGACACCGAAGAAGGUUACGUUCGCUGAACAAGGGGACGGACAACAUUCUCCUGGUGAAAUGCUGCGUCUUGUUCCCAACGAUACAAUCAUCUUUAAAAACGAUAAUGAUGAGAUAUCCGGUCAGUUUACGAUCACUAAUAUGGAUGACAGUGCGGUGUCAUUCAAAAUCAGGACAACUGCUCCGGAGAAGUUCCGUGUCAGACCAAGCUCUGGGUGUCUAGCCAGCGGUUCAUCACAAACUGUACUCAUCGUAGUCCAACCGGGUAUCCAGCUAACCGCUGUCACUAAAGACCGUUUCUUAGUCAUGUCUAUACAGAUACCGAAAGUAGAUUUAACACCGAAAGAAUUAACAGAAAUCUGGCAAGCAUCAACGGUAAGCAAAACGGAUGAAUACCGUCUAAAAUGUCAAUUCCCCCAACAAAUCACACCGAGAAACGGAACAGUGACAGACGGUAAGAUAACAGAGAAACCAGAGUCUGUGAGCAAUACGUUGCAGAAUCUAGAAAGGAACUACGCUAGCUUACACCGUGACAUGAAACAAUUGAAAUGGAUGCAGUUUAUAACGUUGACGAUGACCGUAUUGGUUGCUGUGCUCGGUUACCUGUUAUAUGAAAAUGUCAGUGAAGAGAACAAGUACUGUGAACGCUUGUAGCCCAUGGACAUAGUGGCAUUCGUUGCCACUUUCAAAUUCGACCUUUUAAUGGCGAUUUUUAUAUUACUGCUAAUUAUUAAUAUUGUUUUAUAUGUUAUGUAUAGUCAGUUGGUUUUUAAACUAAGCAUUUUGUAUGUUAGCGGGUAGGUUUAACAUUAAGUUGCACUUUUGAGGUUAAUUGUAUUAAUAUAUCUCAAGUUUUCAUCUUUCCAUAGUCAAACACAGCCGUCUGGUCCCAAAAAAGAUAGAGGCUAAAAUAAUCAGAAAAAAAAUUCUUUCACACAACGCCAUCUAGUCUCAAACUAAGCAAAGCUUGUAUUAUGAGUACUAGACAACUGAUAAACAUACUUAUAUGUUUCUAGAUACGUACAUAAUUAAUAUUUAGUUUGUCAUGGGUAGGAAUCGAACUCACGACCUUUCCUCAGCAUCUUUACACCAAUAUUCUACUUAUUUUAUUUUUUGUUAAUUGAUUUCUAUCACCUCAUAUUAUUAUGCACAAAACUGGCACAAAAAGUCAUUUUCAAACUCAAAAUAAACAAUAGUUAUACGAUAUAAAUUUAAAAACAUAUACUUAUUAAAAACUUAUCUUCAACAUAAACAUACAUUCCAAUUUAUUACUUUUAAAUUGUGAACCGCGGAUUUUCUGCACAAAUAUUGCCUCAUUGAGUUUGACGACCUCCGUGGUCGAGUGGCGUACGCACCGGUUUCAAGGUGUCGCUAGCUCUGAGGUCCCGGGUCCGAUCCCCGGUCGGGUCAAUGUAAAAAUUCAUAUUUCUACAUUGUCUCGGGUCUGGAUGUUUGUGGUACCUUCGUUGUAUCUGAAUUCCAUAACACAAGUGCUUUAGCAACUUACUUUGGGUUCAGAACAAUGUAUGUGAUGUUGUCCGCAUUUAUUUAUUUUAUUGAGUGCCUCUUAAUUGAGUUGCAAAAAUCCAACCAGAACGACAAACAAACGAGAAAAGUGAGUGUUUAAAAACGUUGGCAAAUGUCCUUCAAAAUUUGAGAUUUAUUAGUACGAUUAAGUUAUUAUUUAUAUUAAUACGUGAAUUGAGAAACAAGUUUAAUAUAUAAAUAGAUGUUCUAUAAGUUUUCCACAUGUUUAAAAAUAAGAUUGAUGUGUGGAAGUAUGAUAGUGCACUACACGGCAUAGGGCCUUCUCUUUUCCACAAUGAUUAAGAUUCGGGUCGGUUGAACUAUUAACUAAAGUUUACAAGUAUAUUAGAGACAAUUGAUACAAAAAUAACCUUGCUUGCGAUGCGAAUAUGCACGUUAAUUUGUCGAGUUAAGGUUGAAUUUGCUACGUCAAAUGCUUUUGAUUUUGCUUAUGUGAGGCAACGGUUUACUCACGCGUAUGUAUCGGGGUCGCCCGACUAGUUUCGGACUCAACCGGAGUCCUUAAUCGUGAGCUGACGCGGAUUAGAUUUCGCUCGUCAAACGCGUUCGACAACUCCAGUUGGUUUCGAAACUAGUCGGGCGAUCCCGAUAAAUACGCGUGAGUAAACCGCUGUAUCAUUUAAUAAUGAAUAAUUCUCCCGAUAGUUACUAUAAAAAUAUAUUUUUAAUACGUCAGCAAAUAACACAUUUACAUAGCGUGUCGUGUUUGUUUGAAAAA